GACACAGUCACACCUAUCACACAUUCAGUUAUACUGUGUGUCUCCUCUCCAGGCCCAGUCGUUGGAGCAGGGUGUGAAGCAGCUGCAGGAGGAACUGCAGUGUCAGAGACAGAACACUGAGAGCAGCUGGCUGCAGCACCAGCAACGCACCAGAGACCUGGACAAACAACACCAGAGGGUGUCCCUUCAGAAGCAGGCAUUGGAGAGGGAUGUAGACGCUCUGAAAGAGAAAGUCAAAUGGACUGAGGGGGAACUGAAGGAGAGUGAGAAGAAAGAGUCCCAAACACAAACGAAACUAACGGAGUCGGUGCGUGAGAGGGAGGGGCUGAAUGUAACACUGGAGCAGAACAGGAGGAGAGAGAGAGGACUGGAGGAGGAGAUGAAGAAGCUGACUGAUGAGCAGGCUGAGGCCCUCAGACGCAUCAAAGAACUAGAAGACCAGAAGACAGUCCAGCCCUCUGCUGCUCCAAUGGAGGAGAGGAAACAAGAUAAUGAGCGAAAAGAGGAGGCAGAGUCGGUAGUAGAUGGCUGCAUUCCUGGAAAGGAAACAUCCACCAAGGACAAAAACACACUCAACACACAGAGCUCUCUUUCUCCAACAGACCAAAGUCUCCACCUCUCCAGCUCCGCUAGCUCCGAUACAGACUACGAGAGCGAGACCCUGUCCAGCCACUCCAAACCCCGAGCCCAGACCACCAGGGCUGAGGGAGACCUACAGAGGGAGAACAGAGAGCUGCGUUCAGAGCUGCAGGACCUUAAGGAUGAGUUACAAAGGAGACUGGAGGAUCUGGAGACCCAGCGCAGAGCGGAGGCCAAGGCCAGGACCAGGCUCAAGCAAAUCAGCCGCAAACACGCCUCCCAGGCUGAGACCACCAGAGAGAUGGAAAGGAGGAGGGAGUUAGAGGAGAGGGCAGAGAUGGGGAGGUUGAAGGAGGCACUGGCUGAACUUGAGAUAAAGGUCAGGAGAGAUGGAGAGGACAGGGAGAGGAGGGAGAGAGAGGACAGGGAGAGGAGGGAGAGAGAGGACAGGGAGAGGAGGGAGAGCGAGGACAGGGAGUCUGAAAGCAUGCUGCUGAACUUCCAGCUAAAAAAGCAGCUGGCUGAACCUAUUGGUGAGGCAGAGACCACUGUGGAGGCCCAGGGGGGUGUAUCUGCCUCUGAGCUGGGUGAAACCACUGUGGAAGCUGAGAAAGGGGUAUCUCCCUCAGACCAGGGAGAGACCAAUAAAGACCUUCUGAGAGGUGUAUCUCCCUCAGACCAGGCUGAAACCACCAUGGAGCUCCAGAGUGGAGGCCUCUCUGCCUCAGAGCUAGCCCAGGAGGUGGAGCAUCUGCGUGGGGAGAGUGCCAGGGAGGCUGGGUGA
This is a messenger RNA of Coregonus clupeaformis (lake whitefish), 1363 nucleotides long. RefSeq names its product vicilin-like seed storage protein At2g18540. The record is from RefSeq and is a predicted model, not a curated record. Bases 380 to 1363 code for a protein of 327 amino acids. The transcript is spliced from 5 exons. NCBI's taxonomy places the organism in Eukaryota, Metazoa, Chordata, Actinopteri, Salmoniformes, Salmonidae.